AUGUGGGCACCGCCCGUGAGGAGGACUCUGCUCAUUCUGACCCUCAGGCUCCUGUUCCUGCACCCCGCGGCGCCGGGCGCCUGCCCGGGCAGCAGCCAGGAACUCCUCACGCAGCUGUGGAAGCUGGCGAACCUCAUGCAGCACCCCGACUCGCUCCUGGAGCCCUAUAUCCAGGUCCAGGGCCUGGAGGAGUCGGGACUGGCCGGGAGCUGCCGGGAGCGGCCGGGGGCCUUCCCCAGCCUGCAGGCGUUGCGGGCGCUGGGCCGGCGCGCCUUCCUGCGGACGCUGAGCGCCCAGCUGGGCCCCGUGCUGCGCCUGCUGGCCGCGCUGCAGCAGGAGGCCCCCGACCCGGCCUGGGAGGAGGCCGGGCGCUACCUGCUGGGCAUCCGGAACAACGUCCACUGCCUGGCCCUGCUGCUGCCCGGCCCCCCGGAGACGCCCGGCCCCACGCCGGCGCGCCCCGGGACCCCCCCGCCGCCCCCCGCCGCCCCCAACAGCUUCGCCCGCAAGCUGGAGGGCUGCCGGCUGCUGCAGGGCUUCCACCGCUUCAUGCACGCGGCCGGCCAGGUCCUGGGCGAGUGGAGGGCGGCCCCGGGUCCCCGGAGCCGCAGGCACAGCCCCCGCCGGGCCGUGCGGGGCGGGGGGCGCCGGCCGCGCGGGAGGCAGCCCCCCGGGAGGGGCCGGAGACGGGAGCCCCGGGGGCAGCCGCCCCGGUAG
Pipistrellus nathusii (Nathusius's pipistrelle) is the source of this 717-nucleotide messenger RNA. The record is from the annotation of a GenBank genome assembly. NCBI's taxonomy places the organism in Eukaryota, Metazoa, Chordata, Mammalia, Chiroptera, Vespertilionidae.